CUUUUAAUUCUUUUAGGAAUUUAAGUUCUCAUAAUUUUUCAGUACAUCUUCUUCAACUUUCAAAGUUAAUAUAAUGGCAGCAAUGGAGUUGGGCGAUACCGUUAGUCUGAAGCUCCUCAUCGAUGUGAAGCGUCAAAAGGUUCUCUUUGCUGAAGCCGGUAAGAAUUUUGUGGAUUUUCUUUUCACUCUUCUCUCUUUGCCUAUUGGUACUGUCAUUAGGCUUCUCUCCAAGGGUGGGAUGGUUGGUAGCUUUGGUAAACUGUAUGAGAGUAUUGAAAAUCUUGAUUAUACAUAUAUCCAACCCACACUAAACAAGGAUAUCCUGCUCAAACCCAAGGCACCAGUUGAUGGACCUAAUAUCCUCAAGUUGACGAACAAUGUUGAAUCAAGUGCUCGAAAGGAGCUCUAUUUGUGUAGUUAUCCAAAUAAUUACUCUAAAUCCCACCCGUACGUGACUGAAAACCCCAAUGAAAAAUGUCCAUCGUGUUCAUUCCCCAUGAACCUCCGAACUACUUAUGUCGGUCAGCCGACUACCACGGAAGCAACUUCUGGAUAUGUCAAAGGCGUUGUGACAUACAUGAUAAUGGAUGAUCUGGAGGUGAAGCCCAUGUCCACCAUUUCAAGCAUCACUAUGCUUAACAGAUUCAAUAUCAAGGAUGUUGGGGCCCUUGAAGAGAAGGUUGUUGAACUUGGCAUGGAUGAGGGUGUGAAGCUGUUGAAGGAGUCUCUGCAGUCCAAAUCUGUCCUAACAAAUGUCUUCCUUGAGAAGAAAGCUGGAUUUUGUACUUUUUCAUGCUAGUCGAAUGUUUAGACUGGAUGAAAACUUUCUUAUGUAAUAUGCUUUUUAAGCAGUGUGCUAGUUGAAUGUUCUAACUACGUGGCUAUCUUUAAUCUGUUAGACAACGAUAAACGUGGUCUAUGCCUACUAUUAUACCAGUAUUGGCUCAACUUAACCAUCCGUUAGGUGUUGAGUUUUAAUCAAAAAAA
Messenger RNA from Rosa chinensis, 987 nucleotides. RefSeq lists its product as uncharacterized. The transcript is spliced from 2 exons. Lineage: Eukaryota; Viridiplantae; Streptophyta; Magnoliopsida; Rosales; Rosaceae. The record is from RefSeq and is a predicted model, not a curated record. Bases 74 to 799 code for a protein of 241 amino acids.